AUGGAGCCAAAGCUCCCCCAAGGCCUUGUGGCUAUGUCUAGUGUGUCACCUGGCGAGAUCCUGGAGCAGGAUACAUUAAGUAAUGGUAUCUACAAGAACCUUUGGCAAGCCUACUCGACCUCGUACCUUGCCAGCAAAGAUGAGACUGAACAUCGCCUAGAGCAUCUCUUCUGGAGGAUAUGGGGCGCUAAAGGGCUCUCAAAUCGCAUAAACACCCGUACCCUAGAUCGUCUUAUCCUACGCAUCAAGGCACCGGCAGUAUUAGUCGGACAAAGGGUGACCGUCUCACCGUUGCCUGGGACUGGUGACAAAGAAGAAAAGGUAAACACAAUUUUGUUCCACAUCGCACUAUAUCAACCUCAUGUUGACGAUUCAUGCAAGCCCAUCAAUAAAAACCAGUCAGGCUGCGCUGCUGGAGCCUGUUCUCUCCACCCAAUAUUGAAAAAGCCGCAGCCUUCACCAGUUGAAACACAUAAAGCAACUCGGUUGCUCCUUGACACUCCCCUCGGCACAAAAAUAACACUUGACCCCUCCAACUCUCCUACCGCAAGCAUGGCUGAUGAGCUCGCGCCCAUUCCAGAUCAAGUGGGCCAUCAGCGUCGCAAGAAUACCCAGAUGGAUGCCGAGUCUACUCUCAUGCCAGAGAAGGUUGGAAACCAAGGUUCCAAGAAGACAUCCAUAGCUGGAGAUUCCACUGCCAUUCCCGAGAACGUGGGCCAGCAAGGUCCCAAGAAGACCUACCUUACUGCGACACGCAACGGACGAGGCCCACGCCGCCGCCCAGUCUUCAACCGCCGCAAGUCCUCGCAGACAUCUAUCCCGAAAACCGCACCUCCCAUCCGCCGGCGCUCUGAGCCCAGCACCAAAGCUGAUGGCGCCGACACUGUCUAUGAAGACAGCUAUGUAGAGCUGGGUCUAUUGCAGCACCUCAGCUUCCGCGAUGAAGAAGACCAGAUCGCGCGUGAUCUGGGACGUGAGAUUGCUCCUGAGCCUAAGCCCGCCAAGCCGUCUGUUCCACUAUUUGACGACGAAUUCCUCGAUGAGCCUUCUGUCGUGGAGGCCGCGAAAGCUGCGAAAGCUGCGCCAAAGACAUCUCCUGUUCCUUUCCCGCGAGCUUCUUCCCUCCGGCACCCGAUUUUGAGCCCCGAUGACUUCUGCAAGAUCACACCAUCAUUCAAUGUUAUGGAGAGCCACCUUGACAUGCCUGGUGGACCGCAGCUUGUUCCUCCUGGUGACGUUGAGGGGGAUUGGACGGACAUCGAUGCUCUUGAUUCGACACUUCCUAUCUUGCAGCCUUUCAAGAACUUGGUCUCGCACCAUGAGAAUAUUGACCAAGAUCUCCCGGAUGUACAGCCCGCUGUUCUCCCCGUUGUCAAGGAGGCUUCUUUGCUGUCAUCUGCGAUGAGGGGAGUGAAGUUGUGA
This is a messenger RNA of Penicillium expansum, 1422 nucleotides long. RefSeq lists its product as uncharacterized. NCBI's taxonomy places the organism in Eukaryota, Fungi, Ascomycota, Eurotiomycetes, Eurotiales, Aspergillaceae. Bases 1 to 1422 code for a protein of 473 amino acids. The transcript is spliced from 2 exons. The record is from RefSeq and is a predicted model, not a curated record.